Messenger RNA from Coniosporium apollinis CBS 100218, 1593 nucleotides. RefSeq lists its product as uncharacterized. Bases 1 to 1593 code for a protein of 530 amino acids. The record is from RefSeq and is a predicted model, not a curated record. Gene Ontology annotation, biological process: protein import into peroxisome membrane. The transcript is spliced from 4 exons. Gene Ontology annotation, cellular component: peroxisomal membrane. NCBI's taxonomy places the organism in Eukaryota, Fungi, Ascomycota, Dothideomycetes. Gene Ontology annotation, molecular function: protein-macromolecule adaptor activity.
AUGAUAGCCGCCACCCGCCGCUGGUUCAGACGCAAUCGAACCAACUUCGUUAUCGGCGCGGGCGUGGUUGGAGCUGGGUAUCUCGCCGGACAGUAUGUCUUGGCCAAGGUGUCCGAGGCGCGGCAGCGUAUGAGCGAUGAGCGCAUAGCUAGGGAGAAUCUCCGAAGGCGAUUCGAGCAAAACCAAGAGGAUUGCACCUUUACUGUCCUCGCUAUCCUGCCCACGGCGACCGAGAACAUCAUCCAAGAGCUGCCUGUGGAGCAGACACUCAACGAGCUACAGAAACAGAAGGCGGAGCGAUUAGCCAGGAGUGUGGGAGCUUCGGAAGCGGCAUCAGACUUCCCGUCGGCGCCAACAAGUGUUGCGGACGAUGAUGGCAAGAGUUUGAAGAGCUUCCAGAGUGAGAGCUACGUACACGCCAGUCAAGUCGCGGACAAGAGCGGUGGUGAUGGCGAUAGCAGCUCCCUGGCGUCGCAGCCGCGGCCGAAAAAGAGCAAGGCACAGCUGUGGAACGAGAUGAAGAUAACUUCGAUAACGAGAGCAUUUACACUAAUAUACACCCUUUCCCUCCUCACACUCCUCACGCGGAUACAACUCAACCUGCUCGGCCGCCGAAACUACCUGGCAAGCGUCGUGUCGCUCGCGUCGCCUCCAUCCCAGAGCUCGAGGAUUAGUCUAGAGAAUCGUGACGAUGACAACUUCGAGAACGCGUACGGCAACGACUUUGAGACGAACCGAAAGUACCUCUCUUUCAGCUGGUGGUUACUGCACCGCGGCUGCAAGGACAUCAUGGCGAAGGUCACCGCGGCGGUGGAAGAAGUCUUCGGCUCGCUCAACCCGCGUGAAGACAUUACACUGGAGCGGCUCUCGGAGUUGACCCUAGAAGUCCGCAAAAGAGUCGAGGGCAGCACAGAGGAAGACAGGAGAACCAACAAAUGGCUCACUUACCUCCUCCCCCCCGCCGACCAAGAAGACUACGUCCUCACCGAAUCCGGCAUGGCCUCCCCCUCCACCACCCCAACCCCAACCCCCUCCCUCCGCCGCCUCCUCGACGAAACCUCCGACCUGAUCGACUCCCCCUCCUUCACACACGUCCUGACCCACCUCCUUGACGCCGCCUUCUCCCUCCUCAUCGACACAAAGAUGGCCACCACGGCCUUCAAGAUCCCGCCCGUGUCUGCCUCCACAGCGCGCGUCGUCGAGAUCACCGGUGCCAAUGAAGCAAAGGCGAAAGUGGCGAACACGCUUGCCGUGUUUUGUCGCCAGGCGCAUGUCAUUGGCAGCGGGGAGCAGAACGAGUACCUCGCGGCGAUGGAGAAUGUGCGGGAGCUGGAGGCGUUCGCUGCGGUGGUGUAUAGCAGCAACUUUGAGUUUGAGGCGCCGGAGGCGGGGGAGGUGAAUGCCAUGGGGUCGGGGGUGGGGGCGGAGACGGCGGAGACGGUGGAGACGGCGGAGUCGACCAGGCCGGGCACGGCGGACACGGCGGUGGGAGGGGACGUGGCGGGCGGUGAGGCUAGUUUGGUGGGGGCGGAGAGCGGGUUUGAGAGUGCGUGGGGAAAGGCGCUGGCGAAGGAGGAUGGGAAGGAUGUAUGA